AAAGAGGGAGAGAAGCAAAGAGAGAGAGACCUCAUCUCCGUCUCGCAAAGAUCGGAGCAGCGGAAGACGAAAGACGAGAAAGAACUAUUCGAACGUAUAUAAAACUGCGAAAAAAGCCAGAGAUAUUGAGAGAGAGAGAGAGGAGCGCGAGAGCUGAUCGGAGCGGUCAGAGGAAAAGGAAAAGCCACUAUAGGUGCCGCCGCAUGUGUGCCAGUCGCGCAGCCAGCACAGUCUUUAAAUGAAAUCAUAAUAACAACAGUCCGUCUUUGAGCUCGUGUGCGAGUAUCUCAAAACACCUACGUUAUUAUUCAUUUCGUAUAUACCUUGCGAUUCAUACAUACAUAUAAGCGUGUGCGUGUGUCCGCACGUACACAUACGUACGUUCUACUUUUGACUUUGUUUUAAGUGCGGCCCACCGCCCAUACACAUCAGCACUCCCAGAACUCAGGUUCCAGACGUACUGCAAACGUCUGCGUGUGUGUAUAUAUAUAUUUUAUUAUUAUAUAUAUACGCGCAUAUAAAGCGCAUACACAUACGCGUAUACGCGAGUGAUAGUGCAACGUAGAGUGAAGCGUGUAUACACACACGUAUACAGAAGCAACAAACUGCAACGCAAAGGCAAUAUACAUGCGCUCGAGCGCACACAUACACAUAUAACUUCCUAUACUUGUACGCUUUGCUCUCGCUCUCUCUCUCUUUCUCUCUCUCGUUCGCUCGCGCACACUCGUUUCAUAAAGAGUCGCUGUGUCGUGUAGUCGUAUACACCUACACAGCCCUACACACACUCUCUUUUAACUCUGGCAGUUCAGUGAUUGUGUGUGCGCUGCUGCUGCUGCUGCUGCUGCUGCUGCUCCGUGCUCGGUGCUCGCGCCUGCGAGCCAGCUCAUCUAUCCUCGCGCUCGUUGCAAAAUGUCGAGUGACGCUUCGACGUCCAGGAAGUGAUACAUUAUCAAUUCGAUCGAACGUGCGUGCUGCUCUUAGCUGUUGCUGCUGCGCCGCUACUUGCGUUGCACGGCCUGCAUGUGCGUGUGUUAGUGCAGCGAUCAAAGUGCGAGAAAGAAGAAGAAGAGUAGUGCAGUGUGCUGCUGCCUGUGUGCAGCUCGUACGCCUUUCGGUGCGUAUGUAUGCGUGCACCGUCGUGUUGUGCCACGCGAGAUAAAUAUACACGUAUAUUGUUACAUACACGCACUCCGCACCGCGAAGGAGUGCAAUCCGCGAGCGGCUGCGAGAUAAAGGAGCUCCCCGAGUGCCGCCGCCGCGAUCGUAACCACGCAACGCCAAAAAUGCAGCAGCCCAGAGCCUGGAAGCGAGGCAACGACAUAGCCAUCUUGUCGUCGCUCGCCGUGCUGCUGCUCUGCGUUGCAGUCCAAGUGGUCCAGUGCAGCGCUUACAGCAAUAAUAACAACAAGAACGACGAUCGACGUCAGCCAGCUGCCGCGGCGACCUCCGCCUCCAAAAAGAGCAACAACAACGACUGGACGUCCAAGUCGAGCGGUGCUCUUGGCAAUUCCAAGGUUGAUGACAUUUAUCUCGAUGAUUUUGACGGCUCGGGUGGCGGAGAUCUGAAUUCGCGCAUAGGUUCGCCGAUCGAUGACGAUCUCGACGAGGCCUCUGGCAGCGGCUACGGACCCGACGACGAGGACGGUGACGGCGGCGACUUCAUUGAUCGCCCGCGCAACCCGCUCUCCGGCACGACCACCUCGUCCCGAAACAACCUCGAGCCGAAACUUGACGAUGAUGACGAGGAUGAUGACGAUGACACACAUCGUCCUCUUAUGCCCGUCAAUAACGGCAACAACAACAACAACAACAACAACAACAAUAACAACAACAAUCAGGACAUCGACGAAGAAGAGGACGAGGACGAAGGUGAUCAAGACACCCUUGACGUUUUCAAGAACAAGGACGAAGACGUGAACAUCGACGAUAGUUUGAACAACAACGAGCUCGAUGCAGAGAAGACGAACUUGGGCAAGAAAGUGCGCGACGAAGACGACAGCCAGCCCGACCCAAGUGGUGUGAUCGUCGACAAGCAGCAAGACAGGACGAAAUCGUUCUUCGUUCUCACUGCGCUUAUUGGGGGUGCCAUCGUCGGUCUGCUCUGUGCCAUUCUCGUGGUCAUGUUCGUUGUCUACAGGAUCAAGAAGAAAGACGAAGGCUCGUAUCCCUUGGACGAGGAGCAGCCCAGAAAGUCACCUGCGGCUACCAAUUCCAAAAUGAGAACGAGUCGGGAGUUUUACGCUUGAGCAUCUUAAUUGUAAUAAAUGCAAUGGGUGUAUUUAUUUUCAGUGGUGUGAAUAUUAAUGUGACUGACUGUGACCGAGUGUAUGUGUUUGAAUGAUUUUGACUUGCUGGGAUUGGUUUGUCUAUGCCAUGUUUAUGAGCAGGAAAAAGAAAGAGAGCAAAGAAGGAAGAACGAAUGAAAGAAUGAAAGAAAGAGAGAAAGAGAAAUAGAGAGGUUUUAUAUGAUAUAAUAUUAAGUGCAAGUGUUUAGGAUUUUAAGGGUAUAAUGCUAUAUAAUAUAUUAAUCACAUAGGUUGUGCUAUUUGCCCGAUAUAGAUUGUGAGUGCUGUCAUUGUAGAUAAGUUAUCAUGUCGUUGAGAAUUGUCGCACGAUCCAGUGACCGCUAGGGUUCAUUGAUAAUAGUCUAAUUUUCUUUAGUGACGCACAUGUACAAUCGUACAAUUUACAUGUGCGAGGCACAUUCAGUUGUCAUUUUCCAUACUUUGUGCAUUUAAUAUCUGAUAGAGUAUAUUGGGCACAUAGCACAUCCCCUCCCUAAUGAAAAAGUUUAAAAAUGUAGUCUUUUGUACCGAUGAUAUAUUGUACGUCAACGUCAACAAUCAUGAGAAGUACAAAUUUUCAAAGUUGCCUUAUUGCAAUUUUUGUAUGUCUCAUCAUGCCAUUAUUUAUAAGGUUGCAAGACUCAGCACUUUGUUGUAUUUUUGAUACGUCCAGCUUAAUGAUACUAAUUCAUUGAAACUCAAAAUUUGAUAUCAAGAAGCAUUCAAAAAAAGGGAAUUUAAAAACUUGGGAACAAUAGUACAUUUUCUUUGAAGUAGGUGCGAAAACAAUAAUUUUUAUAAAAAAGAUGGAUAAUGAUUAGACUGAGCCUUAUGAAUACUGUGGACAUCUUUGUACUAAUUACAUGCACUUGUUGUUACGUUAUAUAUUUUAUUGAUAGCGACUUGCCAGAUUUGCUUGCUUAUGUCAUAAUUACAUUAUGUGAAAGCACAUUGAUUAUUGUUGCUAUUGUAUUUCUAUACUUGACUGUAACUCAAGGAAAUAAAAUCAGCAACAUUGCAUUUCCUAUUUCUUACUUUCUCGAGUUCUUAAACGUUUUUUGAUACGUCUUAUAAACUCACGGUUUUUAUACUUCAAAAUCAUGACUAGAAUUCAAUGAACAUGAACAAAAUGGUUUUGAUUAAACAAUUGUUAAAACCAUCGACCAGUGAAGCAUUCAAUAAAUGCUCACUUGUUGAAUACUUAUAGGUGCCAUUAUACGAACAUUAUUAUCAAAUUACUAGUUUACAGUUUUGCAAUAUAUCUUAUUAUUAAUAUAAAUAAAUAUGAUAUGUCAACUGAAACGAAUUUAAAAAAAAAAUAUUGAUGUAAAAAUCAAUAAAACUGUUUUGAGAAUAUAUAAGACAGCUGUGUGAAUAGUAUUGUAUAUCAAUUGUGCAUGUAAUCACUAAUAUAAAUUUGCUGGUUAAUUAACUAAUGUAAAAUUAUUUCUAAUAAUACAUUGCGUUUUCUGCAAUCUCUGUUUAUUUGUUCAUAUUAAAAAAUAAAUUACGUACCAUAUAAA
Messenger RNA from Trichogramma pretiosum, 3808 nucleotides. Its product is annotated as syndecan-like. Lineage: Eukaryota; Metazoa; Arthropoda; Insecta; Hymenoptera; Trichogrammatidae. The transcript has a single exon. Gene Ontology annotation, biological process: cell migration. Gene Ontology annotation, cellular component: membrane; cell surface. The record is from RefSeq and is a predicted model, not a curated record. Bases 1125 to 2246 code for a protein of 373 amino acids.